Protopterus annectens (West African lungfish) is the source of this 3279-nucleotide messenger RNA. It is a transcript of the gene ANKMY2, whose product is annotated as ankyrin repeat and MYND domain containing 2. The transcript is spliced from 11 exons. Gene Ontology annotation, molecular function: protein binding. The record is from RefSeq and is a predicted model, not a curated record. The coding region runs from base 405 to 1808 and encodes 467 amino acids. Lineage: Eukaryota; Metazoa; Chordata; Ceratodontiformes; Protopteridae.
AGAAGUGGGUUGGCAUGCUAUUAGGUUGCAGCUUCCUGAAAUUAGAAACAAAUAAAAGGUGGUAUUACUGUUAUUAAACGUAUAUAUUUAGUUUCGGUGAUAGUACGCUGAUAUUGCGGUUAUUUGCUUUGUGUGACGCUUACUGUAAUAAUAAUAAUGGAUACCCGUAGAAAAGGUGACCUGACAGAUAUGGAGAAAGAGCUGUUUCAAGUAAUUUCUAAAGGAGCAGAGGAACUCUACUGAACACACAGGCAAUCCUUGGCAGGGUGACAUUUGCAGGUCUUCUGAGAAAAAGAUGGUCUGUAUGGAGUUGAUUUGGCUUAAGAUGUUUGAAACAUCAUUACUCUUGUUAAGAUUUGGAAAGAAAGUCGGUGCUUCUCCAAAAUUGCCAGACUUUAGAUUCCAUGCCAAGGAGGUAUGUUGCUGCAGGUGGAGGAGAUGCCAUAAGACCUGCUGAGGAUGUGAGGCAUAGGAUUACAAGGCCUACCCACACAGCAGCCUGGAUUGGAGAUCUUCAGGAAGUUGAAAGGCUUCUGGGUGACAAGAAUGUACAUGUUAACUGUCUAGAUGAGCAUGGGAUGACGCCGCUGAUGCAUGCUGCAUAUAAAGGAAAAGCCACAAUAUGCAGGCUACUUCUGCAGCAUGGAGGUGAUGUGAAUUGCAAUGAACAUGAACAUGGCUACAGUGCGUUAAUGUUUGCUGGGCUUUCAGGUAAUACAGAGAUAACUUGGAUGUUACUAGAAGCUGGAGCUGAUACUGAAGUACAAAACUCUGUUGGAAGAACUGCAGCGCAGAUGGCUGCUUUUGUAGGCCAACAUGACUGUGUGACAGUUAUCAACAACUUCUUUUCACGAGAAAAGCUGGAGUAUUACACAAAACCUCAAGGACUGGACCCAGAGCCAAAACUUCCAAACAAGCUUGCUGGAGUACUUCACAGAAUCAUCACGACUACAAACUUGCAUCCUGUCAAGAUUAUAAUGAUGGUGAAAGAAAAUCCCUGUAUGACUGUGCCUGAAGCCCUGAAGAAAUGUAGCAGAGUGCUUGACAUUAUUUGUGAGAAGUACAUGAAACAGAGAGACAUGAAUGAGGUACUGGCCAUGAAAAUGCAUUACCUCAGUUGUAUCCUACUGAAGUGUGCUACUUUCGUAACAGACGACGAAGACAACCUUGAUAUCCUGAUUAAGUGUUUAUUAAAAGGCAGGGAAAAUGAUGGAUUUCCCGUUUACCAAGAGAAACUCAUAAGAGAAUGUAUUCGAAAAUUUCCUUAUUGUGAAGCCACACUUCUUCAUCAGCUUGUGACAAGUAUUGCACCUGUAGAGAUUGGAAAUGAUCCUACUGCUUUCUCAGUUCUAACACAAGCAGUUAACGGUCAUGUGGGCUUUAUGGAUGCAGACUUUUGCAGUACUUGUGGAACAAAGGGUGCGGAGAAACGGUGUUCUGUUUGUAAAAUGGUGAUAUACUGUAACGAAGAGUGCCAGACGCUUCACUGGUUUACCCACAAGAAAGUGUGUAAGAACUUGAAAGAGAAGAGAGAAAGGCACGAGGCAGAAGCUGAAAAAGAGCGAAAGAAGCAAGAGCAUGCUGAUGAGGAAAAUGUAACAGAAAAUAAGGAAGCUGGUACAACAGAAGAGCAUGCUGUACUUCAUGGAGAAGUGGAUUCGGAGGCAGCAGCCCCCCAGCCUCUAAGUAACCAGAGUGAACAAGGUGUAAAUAUUGAGCAAACUGAUGAAAAACUUCAUUCUGAAAUUAUUUCUGAACAUGAAAACAAUGCGCCUGCAUCAGGGAAAGAGCAAGCAUCUGAAGAGUAAAGCAAAUCUGACGAAGUACUGCAAAACUUUCUUGUAUGAAUGAAGCAGAGGCUGAACUUAUCAGGACUAUGUCUUUAGGUAAAAAAGUAGAAUCAAAAGACUGCAUUGUCAUUCUAUGGCUUUGUUUGAAGCAGAGCUUAAACACUGCAUUGUCUAGUGGUUAAUAUAGUUUCCAGAUGACAUAUUCUUCAUAUGUGUAUUUAAUUACUUUAUGAAUAUGUGUUUGAUUUAUAGUAUUUCAGCACCCUACUCCAUGCUGCUGGGUAGGAGCCACAGCAGUUAUUUAAAAUAUGUUGUUUCAUAUAGUCUGGGCUGUGUUUGAGAAAUUGACUUUCAUAACAAAAGCUGUGCAUUGAAAUUUUUAUUAUGCUUGUGUAGUGAUAAAAAUAUCCUAAAAAUAAUGUAAUUACUGUAAUGUAAUAUUAAAUGCUUCUGUAUCUCUCAUUCUGCACUAUAUAAAGUAGGCUAAAAAUUGCUCUUUCAACAACUCCCUAUCACAUAUUUAAGACAUGCACAGCUAUGUUAUGUAUUAUACAGCAUUUUGCCAUGUCAAAUACCUUUAUCAUCUUAUUUGUUGUAUUUUCAUCUUACAUUUAGUUGUUUCAGUCGUGAAAUUUUCUUGCAUGUUUAGCCUGUCGAGGGGGCAGAUUUCCUCCAUUUAUUUUUUAUAGUUUUGUGUAGAAAAUGUGAGUGAUACUGCCCUCACAGCCUUCACCUGGUACAGUCUGCGAGAUGCCAUGACCAGACUUAACUGUGGGGUUUUGUUUGAAGGGACCAUGAUUAACAAAUAGCUGUCACAUGUAUAGAAAAUGCCUCUGUGAAUUAAACCCCCAACAACUGUCAUAUAUGACUUCCUGCCACUAAGUUAUUAUUCUGAAGUUACUUGACAUGUACACACGCUUGUUUCAGCUUUUUUUGUAUCAUCUGACAUAAGAUAAACUUCUUGUGUUCUGAGAAAUAUCACUCCUCUGGAGUAUUAUAAAGACUGCUUCCACAGAAGUGAAAAUGUACCAUGGCAUCAUCUACUAUGUGCACAUUAUGUAACAAACGUAAACUGACCUUUCUGUAACUAAGAGUUUGAGAGAGUUAUUUGUAUUAAUUGUACUAUGAUAGUAACAUUACUGUUUUUUAUUUAAAAAUGGCAAUGAAUAUAUUUGUUUUGUCUUACUUGGUUGUGGCUGUGACAUAAUUAGCGCUUUUCACAGAAGGCCCAUUAGAUGCAGACAUUUGCCACACCUAGUCCUUUUCAUUAAUUUUUUUUUUGUCAUUCAUAAACGAGUCCAUUUCUGUAGCAUUUAAUGUUUGAUCAGGAAUAUUUAACACAUGACUUUCAGUUCAGAGGUUAAUAUUUAGCACUGUUUACAUUAUUGUAAUUGAUACUUGAAAUGUUUUUUAUAAGAACCAGAGUACUUUGCUUGCAGAGUUGGUUGUACUUUGCCUUGCAAAUAAAAUGUUUUGCAUUUGCAUCCAA